UUAAAACUGAGCAUGCGCAGAAAAUGUUGUAAACAAUGAGACUAGACCGUCUCCAGCUUUGUGUCUAUCCAACAGUUUAUCUUUGCAAAACUAACAAAGGUUUCUCAUAGCUCCACGUAUAUUAAAUAAACAUGUUCUUUGGGAGCUGAAGCAUGGAGGCGGUUCUGAGCAGGCUGAGGGGGCUAAGUGCUGAUGAAUUGCGUGAGGAGUUUGCCCGAGAAGGCGUCAAGUGCGGUCCUAUCACAGCUACAACCCGAGCCACCUUUGAGAGGAAGUUAGCCCGAGUCCUGAGUCCAGAGAGCAGUGCCACUGACUCGGACAACAGCUCUUCGGCAGGCGUCUCGGGCGGUGCGGCCUCUGUUGCCGAUCAUACCAAACCUGUGUCAAGUGCCACAGCAGCAGUUGCAUUUCCCACUGCUGCAACAAGAUACAACCCCAGUGAGGCUGCCAGCGAAGAGCUGGACUUUGGCUACGGUGUGGGUCUCAACCCUCCAGAGGAAGAUGAGAUCUCAGUAAGGACGACCUCAAACAACUCUGCAGAAAGAAGUAACUCUCAGUCCAAAACGGAAACCCCUUCAAAGCUGGCACAAGUGUCCCCGACCUUUUAUUAUGGAGUAUGUCCACUGUUGGAGGAUGUUUUGGCUAGAAAUGAGAGAGCGCAUGUAUACACGGAUCAGAAAGAUGCCCUUCAAGCUGUUAAGAUGAUGAAGGGAGCCCGCUUCAAACACUUUCCCAACCGUGAGGAUGCUGAGAAGUUUGCUAAGGGGAUCUGUGACUAUUUCCCCUCUCCCAACAAAUCUACACCGUGUGUAUCUCCUGCCAAACCAGGUCUGGUCGUAAGUAAAGACAACAUGGAGGUUGAUACCAUCAACCGGGAGCGGGCCAACAGUUUCAAGAGCCCCCGCACCCAAGACCUGACCGCCAAACUGAGGAAAGCUGUGGAGAAGGGUGACGAGGUGGUUUUCAGCGAGCUGGUCUGGGACAACCCACGCUAUCUCAUUGGCUCAGGGGAUAAUCCCACUAUUGUGCAGGAGGGCUGCCGGUACAACGUAAUGCACGUGGCGGCGAAAGAGAACCAGGCAGGAAUCGCCCAGCUGCUGCUAGACACCUUGGAAAACCCCACAUUUAUGCGCCUCAUGUAUCCAGACGACCAGGAAGUGAUGCUGCAGAAACGUAUCCGCUACAUUGUGGAUCUUUACCUCAACACUCCAGAUAAGGCUGGCUUUGAAACACCGCUCCACUUUGCCUGUAAGUUUGGGUGUCCAGACGUGGUCAAUGUCCUGUGUUCGCAUCCUGACAGCGAUAAGAACCGUGAGAACAAGGAUGGCCAGAAGCCUUGUGAUCUUAUUUGUAGCAGAAAGAAUAAAACCCAAGAAGUGAAGCAGAAGAUAAGUGACUAUCUGGAGGACCGCUGCUUUAUUCCUUUGCUGAGGGCAACUGACAACACGUCUCAUCCCAUCAUUGGUGGUCUGUGGUCACCCGAGUCCUCCGAAAGUCUCUCGCUGAUCCAUUCGCAUACAAGAAGCCCGAUGGAGCCUGUGAUGACUGUCACAGCCUUUGCUGGCCCACUGAGUCCUUCUAAAGCUGAUGAUUUCCGUCGGUCCUGGAAGACGCCGCCCAGAGACCGAGCGGAGCUUUUCCACCACAUUCUUAAGUCUGACCCGGACCGUGGGGCCGAGAGAGUCGGCAGAGAUCUGGCUCAUGAGAUGGGCCACCCAUGGGCGGAGUACUGGGACUUUCUGGACAGUUUUGCGGAUCUGUCCUCUACUGAGGGGCUCCUCAAGCUGGACGAGUACCUUAGCAAGAAGGAUUUCAGCCCACGGGCUCAUGAAGAGGCUGGGGAGAAUGAGACCAGCAACAGGUUCAGAACCCCGUCUCCAGGCAAGCCCAAAAAGUUCUGCAACUCCAUCUCUGUUGGUGCCUUCCUGGACGAGGGGGAUGACAUCAGCCUCGAGGAGAUAAAGAACCGGCAGAACGCAGCACUCACCAGCAUCACGUCCUCCGCUGCAUCCAUGGACUGCCUGAAGGGAGCAGUGGGUGGCCGCGAGUUCCACAUCCUGCCCAUGGCACUGCACCACCGCGGGGCUGACCUGAUCGAGACGGCAGCCGAGCAGGAGCUGCUGUGCUGCUGCGACAACGGACUCCUGUCGCCCGACGUCUUCUGCAAAAGUGGGGUGUGCUCCUCCUCCAGAGAUAGGACUCACAAUGGAGACAAGGUGACUCCUCGCACCUCCCCGUCCUCCUCCUGCCUGCUGUCGCCCAUCACCGACCUCUUGGUGGAGUUUGAGCGCAUGUCGCUUCAAGAGUCGCUGGACAGCCCCACCAGCUGCAGGGAGCGGAGGAGCAGUGGCGGGAGCCGGCACAGGGAGGUCCGGGACUCCUACAUCUCCUCCUCAGCCACAGACCUCAGCUCCGCGGUGACCCACCUGUCUCUCGGUCACAGCAGUCAGGAUGGGGAGACUUCAGAGGGCCCAGGCAGGAGAACAGAGGGAGGAGAGACGGAGGAGAGGCACAGCAGUGGCAGCUCAGAGGAGUACUUUGAAGCAGAGGAGAGUCUGGAGGUGCUGGGCAGGACUAGGGGGUCAGUACCAGGGGGGCGCAACUUCUGUGCUAGGUCCAAGUCAUGGGACCAUGGGGGGAGGGACCUGAGCAGCUCAGGAUCCUCUGGGUCCUCCUAUAAGUCCUUAGAUAACUCCAAUGUGUUCCUACCCAGGACCCCGCCGCACAUUAGAAGAGGACUCUUCAUUGACGGGGACUCACCAUCCAAGUUGGACAGAGAGGUCUUGUCAGCAAUAGGAGGCGUAGACGUCGAUCCUCAGAAGUAUCCCAGCAUUCACAAGUGGAAGAGCACAAUGAAGUCGUACACGGCGUCAGACAUGCAGAGCUGGUCCAGCCCUGCGGUGGUAAAACCACGACUCAGGAUGCAGCAUCAGACUCCCGGCUCCCCGGCGAGCGGCCUGAUGUCUCCCACCGGUCGCUUCAGUCCUGCCCGGCACGCUGCCUCGCCAGACUUCAGCCCCAGCCGUUUCAGCCCUGCCAAUGCUAGCUACAUCCAGCGCAUCCGCCUCAAGCACUUGAACGAGCCAACGAUCUAACGUCCCACCCCUCCUCUGCCUCUCCCCCCCCCCCCCCCCCUACUACGGCCAUACCCUCUACACACAGAAAUAUGCACAAGUGUCUGGAAGAUUUGUAUUAACGAUGUAUGGUACUACUCCUAAUGUAAAACAGGAAUUCUCAUCACGUUGGGUUGUGAUGUACACUCGAGACUUUGAAAAGCAACAACAGAAACCUUGAUCAUUUAUGUCCCGUACGGGUGUGGACCAUGUUGGUAAUGUGAUUUGUGGACAGUGAAGCACCUGUAUCAUAGCCCGAGUCAACUCUUUUGAAUAUCGUGAAUACAAGCCGCACUCCCCAAAGUUCGUUCAUCACAAAAACCUUCGUGAGGAAUCCUCGACAGGAUUCUGCCGCUGAGGAUGUUCUUAAAAACAAAAAAAAAGUAAAAUGUCAAUAUUUUAAAAAGUUAUUUUUUUGUAUGUUGGUCAGUAGCACAAAAGUUUAAUGUUUUUAUUAAUGGUGUUAAAACCGACUGCCAUUUCCUAUGUUUUCCUCAGUUCAGGAAUUGCCUUAAUUUUCUGAAGUGAUGGACCAGCUGUCAGUUUGGACCCACGUCGCUCGAGCUCAGACGUGAAACAUCUGGAGAUAGUCCGAUGAUUCCGGCAAACAUGGGGAAAACUGAUUAGACUGAGACCUUCCGUGUUUUUAUUUUGUUGAAUAAAUGCAUAUAUUUUCCAUCUUUUCUCGGUGGUUCCUGGACAUGUCUUGACUUUUCCUUUCUGACACUACCUUGUGCAAUGGCUUUUUUUUUCUUUCUCGGAAAUAUCUUCAAUUCACAAGCAUCUCCCACGGUGUGAUUACGAACGACAACACACACCCAGCACUAAAGUGUCAUUUCAAAUUUGUCUGGUCUGGGCUAAAACCUUAAAGUUAGCGAGUGUGAAACCACCAUUCAGUUGUACUAAGUGAUUUGUAACCACUAGGGGGCAGAGAGACUCCUACAGCAACAUAAUCCUGAUGUAUUUAGCUUAUUAUUGACAUGCUAACAGAAAACUGCCUUACACUUAGACAACCCAACUGAUUAGCUGCAGAGUUGCACAUUACAAAACGUAGGUGGAUUUAAAAAGUAGCACUUAAUAGAGCUUAAAAUGUCUCUUUGGUGGUUCAAAUGGGUUUAAACUCAUGUCCACAUCGCAGGUUCUUGCAGUUCUCCCAAACAUGUUAAUGGAGAAAUGUGAAUGUACAAAACACCUGCUGUAUCCAAAACAUUUGUAAUCUAGGGAUUAACUGCUGUAUGACGGUGUGUUCGCUACGUCUAGGACGUAAAGCCAGUCGUUUAAAAUAUUCAGAUUGCCACUCUACUUAGGUCGAAAGAAACAAGUGUUCUGAAUGUACAUCUUUUUGUGAACUGAACCUUUAUCCGUGAGCACAAACUACUUCACUGAGAAGAUUGUAUUGUCAUCCUCGUGCUCUCAGGUGACACCAGAUCUGAUGAUCUCUGAAUGUUUAUGAAUGUGAAACUUUGCAAAAACGCACCUAAAAAACUUAAAACAUGCUUCUUGUGCUUUUAGCAUUCUGUGCUUUAUUAAAAGUUAUGUCAUGGUGAAUUCUUUCUGUAUGUCUAGACCUCAUUUGCUUUCAGCUAAUCAAUAAAACAUCACUUGUA
Messenger RNA from Cottoperca gobio, 4720 nucleotides. It is a transcript of the gene ankle2, whose product is annotated as ankyrin repeat and LEM domain containing 2. NCBI's taxonomy places the organism in Eukaryota, Metazoa, Chordata, Actinopteri, Perciformes, Bovichtidae. Bases 153 to 3095 code for a protein of 980 amino acids. Gene Ontology annotation, cellular component: endoplasmic reticulum. The record is from RefSeq and is a predicted model, not a curated record. Gene Ontology annotation, biological process: negative regulation of phosphorylation. The transcript is spliced from 13 exons. Gene Ontology annotation, molecular function: protein phosphatase 2A binding.